Messenger RNA from Kwoniella botswanensis, 1368 nucleotides. Its product is annotated as NADH-ubiquinone oxidoreductase 49 kDa subunit. Lineage: Eukaryota; Fungi; Basidiomycota; Tremellomycetes; Tremellales; Cryptococcaceae. The transcript is spliced from 8 exons. Bases 1 to 1368 code for a protein of 455 amino acids. The record is from RefSeq and is a predicted model, not a curated record. Gene Ontology annotation, molecular function: NAD binding; quinone binding; oxidoreductase activity, acting on NAD(P)H. Gene Ontology annotation, biological process: mitochondrial electron transport, NADH to ubiquinone.
AUGAUCAGAAAUCUACGACCCCUCCUUCGAAAUGCACCUUCAUCAUCCAAACCCGCUUUCCGAGCGAUCUCAUCCACAGCACUCAAAUCGAUGGCCUCGCCCGCGGUGGAACCUAGUCCAUUAAGAGCCCAUUCGGUGGAAGAGUUACACGGUAUGUCAGCUGAGGAGAUCUUGAAAGAAGGUUCAUCAAGGAAAGAUGCCCAGAUGAGACAUUUCACCGUCAACUUUGGUCCUCAACAUCCUGCUGCUCACGGUGUGCUUCGAUUGAUCCUCGAGUUGAACGGAGAGGAAAUCCUCCGUGCCGAUCCUCAUAUCGGUCUCUUACACAGAGGUACAGAAAAAUUAAUCGAAUACAAGAAUUAUACUCAGGCUUUACCAUAUUUCGAUCGAUUAGAUUAUGUAUCUAUGAUGACCAACGAAUUAUGUUAUACUCUGGCUGUUGAGAAAUUGUUGAAUAUCGAAGUUCCAGAAAGAGCUAAAUGGAUCAGAACGUUAUUUGGUGAAAUCACUAGAGUCUUGAAUCACUUGAUGGCUGUGUUGACCCACGCGAUGGAUGUUGGUGCACUCACACCAUUCUUAUGGGGUUUCGAAGAACGAGAGAAAUUGAUGGAAUUCUACGAACGAGUUUCGGGUGCUCGAAUGCAUGCUGCCUAUAUCCGACCUGGUGGUGUGGCUUUCGAUUUACCUCAUGGAAUGUUGGAUGAUAUCUUCAAGUGGGCCACUCAGUUCUCAAGUAGAGUAGAUGAGAUCGAAGAGGUAGUUACAGGUAAUAGAAUUUGGAAAGGAAGAACGAUCGGUAUCGGUACGGUGACUGCUCAACAGGCUUUGGAUUAUUCUUUCUCGGGUGUCAUGUUGAGAGGAUCGGGUGUUCCAUGGGAUAUUAGAAAAGUAGCUCCAUACGAUGCUUACGAUAAAGUCGAAUUCGAUGUUCCAGUAGGAAAGAACGGUGAUUGUUACGAUAGAUAUCUCUGUAGGGUACAGGAGUUUAGAGAAUCUUUGAGAAUCAUCGACCAAUGUUUGAACAAGAUGCCUACCGGUGUUGUCAAAGUGGAUGAUCAUAAGAUUGUUCCACCUCCUAGAGCGUCGAUGAAAGAAAGUAUGGAAGCUUUGAUUCAUCAUUUCAAGAUCUACUCUGAAGGAUACACCGUACCUCCAGGUGAAACUUACUCAGCAAUCGAAGCUCCAAAAGGUGAAAUGGGUGUUUACCUCGUGUCGGACGGUACGAACCGACCUUACAAAUGCAAGAUUCGUGCACCUGGUUUCGCACAUUUACAAGGUUCAGAUUUCAUGAUGAGACAUCACUUCUUACCUGAUGCUGUAGCUAUUAUAGGUACGAUGGAUCUGGUGUUUGGUGAAGUUGAUCGAUAA